UGUAUGGCUUCACUCCACUGCUCAUUUACACGAUGAAGACUGACAGGCGACGGCCAGCUCUGGUCCGCAGUCUCCGCGGACCGGGCGAGUUGUUCUCUGGCCAGUUACAAUUUAUCACAGUCGAAACUAUCAUGCUGAAGCUUAGCUUGGUGGCCUGGCUCAGUUUUUCUCUGGCGUGGCGCACCACGCCUACCGCCUGUCGCCAGACCAACACUCCCCAGAGCAUCCAGCAGAUGCUGGCCGCCCAACUGCAGAGCUACAUGGACCCGAAAGCGCGUCCCUGCGAGAACUUCUACCAGUACGCCUGUGGCAACUGGCAGUUGCAGCAGCAGGAGCACCAGGAGCAUUACUCUCCGCUCAAUACGAAGUGGACCAUGGAUCGGGAUCGUUACCAUGGGCAGCUGCUGCCGAAAGAUACCUUGGAUUUGAUAGAGCACUCCGUGAACCGGAAACUGGAACUCCUGCUGAGGCGCAGAAAUGAGAGCUUCACCGAGCUGAGUUCUACAGUUUUAGAGCAGAUGCGUCAAUACUACCGUUCAUGCAAACGCCUUAAGCCCUUUAACCUAAAGAAAUAUUUGCAGCUACUGACACCCAGCAACCACACGCAGUGGCCGUCUGUGACUCGAGGCUGGCGUCGGGAACAGUUCGAUUGGAUAGCGACCUUGGGACGACUGCGACUGCACGGACUGAACGGGGUGCUGUUCAGGGAAGAUGUUUUGCCGCGAUGGGACGACGCGCGCACCUACAGUAUCUAUGUGAACAAGCCGAGCCACCAGGAGACGCUGCCAAUGGGCGAGGGCGCUAUAAUCGAACUACUCCUGGACAUCGGACAGACCAAGCGCACGGCCAACGCCUUGGCUCGCCAGGUGGACGUCUUUGAACGAAAAUUACAUCGCCUGCAGCAGCUGGAUGACGAAGAAGGGCCUCGGGAAAUGCAACUCGGGUACCUGGCCACUUACCUGCCCCAGCUCCGAUGGGCGACUUUUUUAAGCCAAGUGCUUACCGAGAACGAGCUCGAUCUGCGUUCCACACUGAUCAUCGAGAACAUACCCUACCUAGUGGCCCUCAGCGAUCUGGUAGAAGCCGAAAGUCCGGACAUCGUCUGCAGCUACAUCAUGCUCAAGUGGUUGACCUUCCUUAAGCAACAGGGUCCCGCGGAGAUCUCGCGUAGUGAGUGUGUGUCCAGUCUUAGAAGGGCCAUGCCCUUGGCAAGUAGCUGGUUAGUUGGUCAGCAGUUUUCCGACCCUGACUCUGAGACCAACGUCCGCGCUCUCUUUCAGCGCCUCAAGUUGCGCUUUGCAUUGACCCUGGCUGAAAAUCGACUUCGACUAUCGCAGCCUCUUGUGAACAUCCUUCAGCAGAAGCUAAGCGCAAUGCACCUUCAGAUGGGCAUUGUUCAGCCAGAAGAUGUGGAAAAUGUUGAGCAGUACCACACGCGCCUCGACCUAAGUGACCAUUCCUUUUAUGGAAACCAGCUAGCCUUGCUUCGUCAACGUGUGGAGGCGAACCACAAUCUGCUCUCCAUUAGCUUAAUGAGCUCUACGAGUUCCACGAGAAGCAACGUCAGCUACCUCGCCGAAAGUUGGGAAGCCAGUAAUUCAUCACCCUUGUAUGUCAGACCCCGUAACUUGGUCAUAGUGCCUCAUGGUCUGCUCCAGUUGCCCGUGUGGCACCGCAACAUCAGCGCUCUGCAACAACACGCCGUGAUGGGAUUCGCCUUGGCCCAUGAACUGGCUCAUGGCUUCGACAUGAUGGGAAUGAACUAUGACGCCCUAGGGAACAUCAUGGGGCCUGUAGAAGAGAUCAGGGCUAGUAGUCAAUUCCGACAGGGACUCCACUGCCUGCAACAGCAGAUGGCUACCGGCUCAAAGUGGCUCGACGAAAAACUGGCCGACUUAGUGGCACUUCGGCUUACGUAUGAGACUUUCUUUGGGGUGCGUGCUGAUAAAAAGGAACCACGGGAUCCGUUAAAUCCACAGUUUAGCCAGCGGCAGUUGUUCUUUAUCAGCUUUGCCCAGUUUUUCUGCGGCAGCACACCCGUCCCAAGCCUUGGGAUACAUUCGCGUACACAUUUGGAGCACGCCGUUGACGAAUUGCGUGUGACACAGACGCUGGCCAACUUUGAGGAGUUCUCGAGGGAGUUUGGCUGCGAAAAAAAGGCCAAGAUGCAGGUCAGCGAGCGGUGCCGGCUCUGGUAAAGGUUCCUCCUAUUAGGACAUGACGAAAUCCAGCAAUAAAUAAUUCAAGCCAGGAAAUAAAAAUUGUCGUUUCUUGACAUAUAUUUUUAAAG
Messenger RNA from Drosophila elegans, 2290 nucleotides. RefSeq names its product membrane metallo-endopeptidase-like 1. Gene Ontology annotation, cellular component: plasma membrane. Gene Ontology annotation, biological process: protein processing. Gene Ontology annotation, molecular function: metalloendopeptidase activity. NCBI's taxonomy places the organism in Eukaryota, Metazoa, Arthropoda, Insecta, Diptera, Drosophilidae. Bases 33 to 2198 code for a protein of 721 amino acids. The transcript has a single exon. The record is from RefSeq and is a predicted model, not a curated record.